CUUGGAGUUUUCUGGGAGAGGCCUCUUCAAGGGCGUCCUUGAAGCCCAGUCAUGGAUGUCCCUAUGGUUGCUAAAGGGGAGCUCAGGGUAAUGGAGUAUCCUCAAGAACCUACAGAUAUUACCUCCCACCAGAAUCAUGGUGUCAGCCCUGGCUACAUAUUCCUUCAAUGGGAGGGCUUUAGAAAUGCUAUGCCAGAGCUGCACCCCCGACCAACAAAAUCAGACUUUCCAGGAUGCGGCCAAGGCAUCAAUAUGUGGAAAGCUUUCAGGAAAACUGAGCAAAAUGAAAGCCAAUUCAAAGAAGCAAUUAAGUACAUAAUUGUGCAGAUGAUAUGUGGAAAUGGUAAGAAUGGUGACAAUGGCGGCCGGGCGCGGUGGCUCAAGCCUGUCCUAACAACUUCUUCGUCCCUGGGGGAAAGGCUGACGCUGUAA
Molecule: messenger RNA, 432 nt
Organism: Cercocebus atys (sooty mangabey)
Lineage: Eukaryota; Metazoa; Chordata; Mammalia; Primates; Cercopithecidae
Exons: 3
Coding region: 52-432 (126 amino acids)
Source: RefSeq, a predicted model, not a curated record